This is a messenger RNA of Ostrinia furnacalis (Asian corn borer), 703 nucleotides long. Its product is annotated as histone H2A. Gene Ontology annotation, cellular component: nucleosome. Lineage: Eukaryota; Metazoa; Arthropoda; Insecta; Lepidoptera; Crambidae. The coding region runs from base 288 to 662 and encodes 124 amino acids. The record is from RefSeq and is a predicted model, not a curated record. Gene Ontology annotation, molecular function: structural constituent of chromatin; protein heterodimerization activity; DNA binding. The transcript has a single exon.
UUUUUUUUUUUUUUUUCUCCCGUUUAUAUCAGCACGGUCUGUCACAAACCAACGCGAAGCGAGUGAAAGAGAAAGACAAGUGUGUCUCUUUCUGAAAAUUUCGCGCGAGACGUGCAUAUCUAUCUAUCUCUUUCUGACAGUGAAACGUUCGCCCCACUAAUGGGUUUGCGCGCGCCGUUAUAAAUAUUCUGCGCUCAACAAAAAUUGACACAGACGGUCUCGACGCGCGCUCGCCGUUACACGUUCACUUUGUGUGUUGAUUUAUUUCUCUACAAACUACAAACAACAUGUCGGGUCGCGGCAAGGGUGGCAAGGUCAAGGGAAAGGCAAAGUCCAGGUCCAACCGUGCCGGUCUCCAGUUCCCCGUCGGUCGUAUCCACAGGCUUCUGCGUAAGGGCAAUUACGCCGAGCGUGUCGGUGCCGGUGCGCCCGUGUACCUGGCCGCCGUCAUGGAGUACCUGGCCGCUGAAGUGCUCGAGUUGGCCGGUAACGCGGCUCGUGACAACAAGAAGACCAGGAUCAUCCCGAGACAUCUACAACUGGCGAUACGCAACGACGAGGAAUUGAACAAGCUCCUCUCCGGCGUCACCAUCGCCCAGGGUGGUGUGCUGCCCAACAUCCAGGCCGUGCUCUUGCCCAAGAAGACCGAGAAGAAGGCAUAAAUCGCCGCCGCGUUUUCGCAUCAUUUAUGUAUGCUGCACUC